AGAGACACAGACUGACGAUCAGAUUCACCUUCACACCAAACUAACAACUUCCUCUGAGUGAGUUCAGCUACAGGAGAGAAAAGUGGAAACUCCAACACUGCUGCUUCAACCUGCUGACACUCCACACACUGAAGCUUCACUCAGAGACUAAAUGGCUUCCAGAUCAGAAGAGGAUCUCUGCUGUCCGGUCUGUCAGGACGUCUUUAGACAUCCUGUUGUUCUGUCAUGUAGCCACAGCUUCUGUAAAGACUGUCUGAAGAGCUGGUGGAAAGAGAAACCGAAACAGGAGUGUCCAGUUUGUAAGAGAAGAUCUUCAAGAGAACCACCUUUAAACCUGGCGUUGAAGAACCUGUGUGAGGCCUUCUUAUUGGAGAGAGAUCAGAGAGCUUCAGAGGCUCUCUGCAGUCUGCACUCUGAGAAACUCAGACUCUUCUGUCUGGACCAUCAGCAGCCAGUGUGUCUCGUCUGCAGAGAUUCAGAAAAACACACCAAGCACAGAUUCAGACCCGUCGAUGAAGCUGCACGACAACACAAGAAGGAAGUUGAGGAAACUCUGGAGCCCUUAAAGGAGAAGUUAAAGGUUUGUGAACAAGUUAAAGUGAAGUGUGAACAAACAGCACAACACAUGAAGGUCCAGGCCCGACGCACAGAGAGGCAGAUUAAGGAGCAGUUUAAGAAGCUUCACCAGUUUCUAGAAGAGGAAGAGGAGGCCAGGAUGGCUGCACUGAGGGAGGAAGAGGAGCAGAAGAGUCAGAUGAUGAAGGAGAAGAUGGAGGCUCUGAGCAGAGAGAUAGCAGCUCUUUCAGACACAGUCAGAGCCACAGAGGGAGAGCUGAAGAGAGCUGAGAGCUCAUUCCUGCUCAACUACAAGGCUGCAGUGGACAGAGUCCAGCAGCGCCCCCUGCUGGAUGAUCCACAGCUGCUCUCAGGAGCUCUGAUAGACGAGGCCAAACACCUGGGCAACCUGACCUUCAACAUCUGGAACAAGAUGAAGGACAUGGUCUCCUACACUCCUGUGAUCCUGGAUCCAAACACUGCUAGUCCAUAUCUCAUCCUGUCUGAAGAUCUGACCAGUGUGAGAGGAGCAGAGGAGGAGCAGCAGCUUCCUGAUAAUCCAGAGAGGUUUGAUCACCACUGGUCUUCUCGCGCCUCUGAGGGCUUUAACUCAGGGACUCACAGCUGGGAUGUCGAGGUUGGAGACAGUACAGGGUGGGGCCUGGGUGUGCUAGCAGAGUCUGUCCAGGGGAGGGGACACAUGCGGUCUAAAUUAUGGGGAAUACGGAUCUUUAACGGUGAAUACUCAGCAUGGUCACCACCGGAUUUAUCAACUGAUCUUCAUCAUCAGAAGAAGCUCCAGAGGAUCAGAGUGAAUCUGGACUGGAACAGAGGAAAGCUGUCGUUCUCUGAUCCUGAUACUAACACACACAUACACACCUUCACACACACUUUCACUGAUAGGAUGUUUCCAUACAUUAGCUGUUUGGAUAAAGUGAAGAUAUUACCACUGAAGAUCUCUGUGACAGGUAAACUGAGCAGUUAGAGAUGAAGAGGAUGAUUAUAUCCAUGAUGUUGUUUAUUCCUUUAGAAAAAUCACUGAAUUGAAUCCACUGAGCUGCACCUGUCCUGCUGUCUCAUUAUUCCAAAGAUAUGUUUAUUUUGUUUCAGUCAUUGUUUUUAUUUUAUUUUUGUUGUUAUUAAGUUCAACAAUCUGAUUUUGUUUCUGUAUUUUGAAAUUUCAAAUGUAAAAUGAUGUCAUUUCGUAACUGAUUGUCACUGCUCCGUCUCUCAUUUCAAGAGUUUUGAAAUGAAAUGUUCACUGAUGCAGAAGAACAUGAGCAUGUAAACAAGACAAAAUAUAGGUGUAUUAAAUAUGCAUGACGUAAAUAAAGGGAAGAAACAUUAA
This is a messenger RNA of Epinephelus moara (kelp grouper), 1903 nucleotides long. Its product is annotated as nuclear factor 7, brain-like. The transcript is spliced from 2 exons. NCBI's taxonomy places the organism in Eukaryota, Metazoa, Chordata, Actinopteri, Perciformes, Serranidae. The coding region runs from base 152 to 1540 and encodes 462 amino acids. Gene Ontology annotation, molecular function: zinc ion binding; protein binding. The record is from RefSeq and is a predicted model, not a curated record.